Molecule: messenger RNA, 821 nt
Organism: Closterium sp. NIES-67
Lineage: Eukaryota; Viridiplantae; Streptophyta; Zygnematophyceae; Desmidiales; Closteriaceae
Source: the annotation of a GenBank genome assembly
CGCGUUCCAAAGCAGCACCAAGAUUGAAGCAUUGCGCGAGGAGGUGGACACGAUGACGCAGAGGGAUCCGGGCGCCAAGGCGCUCGUGUUCAGCCAGUUCACGUCCAUGCUCGACCUCAUUGCAUACCGCCUGCACCAGGUGGGCAUCCGCUGUGUGAAGCUGGACGGCAGCAUGACCAUGGACGCGCGGGAUCGAAUCAUCUCCACCUUCACUCGUGACGCUGACUGCCGGGUGUUCCUGAUGAGUCUCAAGGCCGGAGGGGUGGCGCUCAACCUCACUGUGGCUUCGCAUGUCUUUCUCAUGGACCCCUGGUGGAACCCAGCAGUGGAGCAGCAAGCGCAGGACAGAAUUCACAGGCUCGGGCAGUUCAAACCUGUCAGGGUGACUCGUUUUGUGAUAGCGGGAACAAUAGAGGAGCGCAUCAUAAAGCUGCAGGAGAAGAAGCAGCUGGUCUUUGACGGCACGGUGGGAGGGUCGGCAGAGGCAUUGGGUCGACUCACAGAGGACGACCUGCGCUUCCUCUUUGCCAGCUGAUGCUGCUUCGUCAAAUGGGCAAUCCGUGCCCGUGCGGCCUUUCUUCGCAGCCUUUCAUUGCUCGUGGUAUCAGCGUUGGUUCGAGUGAAAGACAUUAUGACACCGGUUCCACUCUUGGCAUUUGCCAGCCCCCAGCCCCCAGCCCCAGCCCCCAGCCCUCCCUGCUCUCCUGCACCCUUGCCUGGAUCGCUGCCAUUCCAAUAACGCCUCCAGUCUAGGUGAAUUCCUCGAUGUACAUAAUGGUAGUCUUGUUUCGUUGCAGUCGUCGUCCGACCGACCCUGUGUU